This is a messenger RNA of Manis pentadactyla (Chinese pangolin), 2987 nucleotides long. It is a transcript of the gene GPR152, whose product is annotated as G protein-coupled receptor 152. Lineage: Eukaryota; Metazoa; Chordata; Mammalia; Pholidota; Manidae. The record is from RefSeq and is a predicted model, not a curated record. Gene Ontology annotation, biological process: G protein-coupled receptor signaling pathway. The coding region runs from base 255 to 1655 and encodes 466 amino acids. Gene Ontology annotation, molecular function: G protein-coupled receptor activity. The transcript has 2 exons. Gene Ontology annotation, cellular component: membrane.
CCUGGGCCAAUCACUGAUCCUCAGAACUUUCCUCUCCUCACCAAUAAAAUGGGUUGUAUGAGGACUAGGUGAGGUAAUCUAUUUAAAGUCUCUGAAACAGGACCCAAAAGGUGAUGGUGGCCCAGAGAGGGACAGUGACUUGCCUGGAGAUACACAGCACCCUCUUUCUCCUACUGAGUCAUGUGUGCCUUCCUUGACUCACCAGGCACCCACUCCGUGUCCAGUGGUACUGGGAACCUCAAGCAGACGCUGCUAUGGAAGCCAACCUAGGAGCCGCAGGCCACGGGCCACACACAGAGCUCGAGGAUGAGGAAUACUACCCCCAGGGCGGCUGGGACACGGCCUUCCUGGUGGCCCUCCUGCUCCUGGGGCUGCCUGCCAAUGGGCUCGUGGCGUGGCUGGCUGGCUCACAGGCCCGGCAGGGCGCGGGCACGAGGCUCGCCCUUCUUCUGCUCAGCCUGGCUCUCUCUGACUUUCUGUUCCUGGCGGCAGCGGCCUUGCAGAUCCUGGAGAUCCAGCACGGAGGGCGCUGGCCGCUGGGGACGGCUGCCUGCCGCUUCUACUACUUCCUGUGGGGCGUGUCCUACUCCUCCGGCCUCUUCCUGCUGGCGGCCCUCAGCCUGGACCGCUGCCUGCUGGCGCUGUGUCCUCGCUGGUACCCUGGGUGCCGCCCAGCCCGCCUGCCCCUCUGGGUCUGCGCCGGGGUCUGGGUGCUGGCCACGCUCUUCAGCGUGCCCUGGCUGGUCUUCCCCGAGGCUGCCGUCUGGUGGGACAGCCUGGUCAUCUGCCUGGACUUCUGGGACAAUGAGGAGCUUCCACUGCGGAUGCUGGAGAUUCUCGGGGGCUUCCUGCCUUUCCUCCUGCUGCUUGUCUGCCACGUGCUCACCCAGGCCGCUGCCUGUAGGACCUGCUGCCACCAGCAACCUAGGCCCACAGCCUGCCAUGGCUUUGCCCGUGUGGCCACGACCAUUUUGUCAGCCUAUGUGGUCCUGCGGCUGCCCUACCAGCUGGCACAGCUGCUGUACCUGGCCUUCCUGUGGGACAUCUACCCCGGCUACCUGCUCUGGGAAGCCCUGCUCUACUCUGACUAUCUGAUCCUGCUCGACAGCUGCCUCAGCCCCUUCCUCUGCCUCCUGGCCAGCGCCGACCUCCAGGCCCUGCUGCGCGCCGUGCUCUCCUCCUUCGCGGCAGCUCUCUGUGAGGAACGGCCGGGCAGCUGCACAGCAGCUGAGCCACAGACCCAGAUGGACUCGGGGGGUCCGACUUUGCCAGGGCUGAUGGCUGAGGCCCAGCCACAGGCAAACCCCAUGGUCCAGUCACAGGCGGACCCCGUGACCCAGCCACAGUCAGAUUCUGUGGCCCAGCCACAGGUGGACCCCAUGACGCAGCCACAGUCAGAUUCUGUGGCGCAGCCACAGUUAGAUUCUGUGGCCCAACCACAGGUGGACUUUGUGGCCCAGCCACAGGCCAAGCCUGAGGUACAGACCCCUGCACUCACUGCCAGGUCAGCCCACCGCCUCUGUGAUGAAGCCUCUGCCCCAUCUACAGAUCUCACCCCCGAGGCCCCUGACAACCUGGCCACGCCUGCUGCUUCUGAGGGGAAAAGCCCCUGCAGGGGUUUCUCUGUGGAGGCCCCCAGGGCAGGCUCCACCUGAGGGUCCAGGAAAGCCAAGCCCACAGGGCAGCGGAAGAGCCAGAGGGAGACGGAGGAGCCAAUCGGUCAGGGGGCAGGGGUUUGUGGAGGAAGUCAUCAUGGAGAACCCCAGCCCAGUCCCUUGGGCCUGGCAGGAGGGCUUGGGGGAAGUGAAAAUGAAGCGGCCGAAAGUCCCAGGUGGUUUGCUGUGAGCAUCACACCCCUUCCUGAGGCCCACCAAGCCCGUCCACACUGCCCCCACACACAGCGGCCCCUGUGGAUGGUGUCCUGCUCGGCUCUGCCCCCCAACUCCCAGUCCCCACUGAUGGCUCCCCCUAGCCUCAGUCCUGCAGGAGAAAGGCAGCAGGGGCGACCCCCCGGCUGGAUCUGACCUCCUUCCGAUCACUCCCUUCCUCCGCCCCUCCCUGUCCAGUCCUCCAGCCUGGGAACGCGGAGCCCCACGGAGGAAAUCCUGCAGAGAAGGGAGGCGUUCAGGAGCCGAGGGGAGCCCAGCGCCCUUGGAGCCCACAAGCUGGCACGGCCUGGCCAAGCCCUCUCCACCGGCCCUCACCCCACAGCGGGCAGCGGGGCUGGGGCAGGACUUCCCUCAGCAAGGCAGUUGGGGCAGAGGCGAGGGCUACCAAGCCUGGAUCCAAACUGGCUCUGGGUGACUGUGGACAAGCGGCUUCACCCACUGAGCUUCUGCUUCAUCUGCUGUUGGAGGAUUAGAAGAAAAAGUGUGUUAGAUGCCCAGCAAGAGCCUGGCACAAUGAGGGCUUGACGAACAGCACUCCUCCUUCACGGGCAUCCAGGGAUGUUGCCACAGGGGCUGGAGGCGCCACCUAAGCAUCCGGGACCCUGUGAGCUUCGGGGCAGACCCGCUGUGUCUGUGACCGGUUCCAGCCUGGAGACACCCAGGUGGCCCAAGAGAGCACAUGCUGCCUCUGCCUCGGGCAGCUCCAGGUGACUCCAAGGUCUGCUCCAUUCAAGGGUUCAACUAGUGGCCGCCUAACGCCUCCACCAUGGUGGGGGCUGCAGGUGCAGAGCAUCCUGGUCCCACCUUCCUAAUCUAAGCCUCUUCCAUGCACUCUGUGCGGAUGCAUAGGUGGAGGAGGUCCAAGCAGAGAGCUCUGGGACCAGUGGCUCCAGGAAGGGCACAGACCCCAAAUAGGGCACAUAGUAUCUCUCCGGCAGAGCCAUCCUCUCCCCUCACAAGCUGCAGACACUACAAGAAAUCUAGAAAGUGCUGAAGGUCUAUUUUCUGACUCCCACCCCACUUCCCUUUCUCACCCUUCACUCUCUUCUGCCCUCACCCAACCCCCCCGCUCUCUCUCAAUGCCCAGUGUUCCUUUAU